This is a messenger RNA of Dovyalis caffra, 1794 nucleotides long. The record is from the annotation of a GenBank genome assembly. Lineage: Eukaryota; Viridiplantae; Streptophyta; Magnoliopsida; Malpighiales; Salicaceae.
AUGGCAGAAGGUGACAACAAUGGAUCUUCAAAACCAACGGCAACUCCAUAUGAGGAAGCACUGGAUGCUUUAUCUUCUUUGAUAACGAAACGCAGUCGUGCUGAUAAGAGCAACAAAGGAGACCGGUUUGAUUUGCUUUUCGAUUAUUUAAAAAUUCUGGAGUUAGAGGAGGCAAUAUCGGAAAUGAAGAUCAUACACGUGGCAGGCACUAAAGGAAAGGGAUCUACGUGCACCUUCACAGAAUCUAUCCUACGUAAUUGUGGCUUUCGCACUGGACUUUUCACUUCUCCUCAUCUCAUUGAUAUCCGAGAAAGGUUUCGUUUGGAUGGUGUGGACAUUUGUGAAGAGAAAUUCUUGGCAUAUUUCUGGUGGUGUUAUGACAGACUAAAGGAAAAAGCUACAGAAGAUAUACCAAUGCCUACCUACUUUCGCUUUCUUGCUUUACUUGCCUUCAAGAUAUUUGCCAUGGAACAGGUGGAUGUGGCUAUUUUGGAGGUUGGGUUAGGCGGAAAGUUUGAUGCAACAAAUGUGGUUCAGAAACCUAUUGUGUGCGGUAUAUCUUCCCUCGGGUAUGACCACAUGGAGAUUUUGGGAAAUACUCUAGCACAAAUUGCUGGGGAGAAGGCUGGUAUCUUUAAGGAUGGAAUUCCAGCCUUCACAGUGCCUCAACCUGAUGAAGCAAUGAAUGUUCUCGAAGAGAAGGCUUCUAAGUUAAAUGUACACCUUCAAGUGGCACAGCCAUUAGAUGCCAAAUUGCUGAAUGGUUUAAAACUCAGGCUUGAAGGCGAGCACCAGUAUUUAAAUGCUGGUCUUGCCAUUGCAUUAUCUUCUACUUGGCUUCAAAGGACUGGGCAUCAUGACUUCACCUACCUGGAACAGGCUAGCUCCCUUCCUGAGCAGUUUAUUAAAGGGCUAACAACAGCCAGUUUGCAAGGGCGGGCUCAAAUUGUCCCUGAUCAAUAUAUUAAUGCUGAGAGUUAUGGAGAUCUUGUGUUUUAUUUGGAUGGAGCCCAUAGUCCUGAAAGCAUGGAUAUGUGUGCAAGAUGGUUUUCUCAUGCCAUUAAAGAAGACAGCCAGGAAAAGACCUUUAAUUAUCCCCCACAGAACAAUCUUGGAUCCGCAAUGGAAUUGGUACAGGGGCACCACGAUGAUAAAUAUGGAAAGAGUUCCAUGCAGAUAUUGCUGUUCAAUUGUAUGUCAGUGCGGGAUCCUCAGCUGCUUCUUCCUUGUCUGAUGAAAGCAUGUGCUAGUCGUGGUGUCUACUUCAAGAAGGCGCUCUUUGUUCCAAAUACAUCUGUGUAUUACAAGGUUGGAUCUCAUGCAUUACCAGCUGAUUCUCAAGUUGAUUUAUCGUGGCAGUUUGCUCUUCAAAGAGUAUGGGAGAAUCUCAUACAGAGCGAUAAAGGAGGAGAGGCCAAGCAUGCGGAUGCUGUUUGUGAAGAAGGUAAAGAGGAUACCAAAAUGAAUGGUAGGAGUGAAAAUAGUGCAGUCUUUCCUUCUCUCCCAUUGGCUCUUAAAUGGCUUAGGGAAAGCAUCCAACAGAAUCGAUCUGUUCGCUACCAGGUCCUUGUAACCGGUUCAUUACAUCUUGUGGGUGAUGUGUUGAAAUUAGUCAAAAAAGAAAUGGUUGAGGGUGCUGUUUCUGCUGUCAAUGAAAGCAUUGCAGAGUUACUCAUCUAUGAAGCAGACUUCCUGUCUGGUGUGCGGGAGAAAAUUAAGCGAUUGCAAUUUGAAUUGAAGCAGAUGAAAUGUUUCUUGGAAGAUGAUGAACAGAGGACAAAAUGUUGCUUAUGA